UAUCCACCAUUUUUCCAGCCAAAGUGAAGCCAAGGGGGAAGAGGACGCUUCGAGCCACAAGCACCCAGCCACAAGCAGCCAGCCAGCCACCUUCUCUCCAACUCCAACCCCAGCUCCUGCUCCUGCUCUCAACCUGUCCCCACCCACCCCCCUCUACAACUGUCAUCGAUUGCGCCAUCUUGCUCCAUCUCGGACCCACCCCCUUAUCUGCACACGAAAGCGCCCUUCGAUCCGUCGUCUUUGUGUGUGUGUGUGUGAGUGUGUGAGUGUGUGAGUGUGUGGCUUGGUAGAGUUCCAACGCACCAGAACCAACCAAACGGAGGCAACGAACAGCCAGCCAUGGUGAUGGAGAUGGGCUCCAUGCUCCCUCACGACAAUGGCAUGGGGCAGCAGCACCAUCAACAGCAGCAGCAGCAUCAGUACCAUCAGCAUGAGGACACACACGAUGACUUUAUGUCGCUCCCCUUUGACGGACUGGAUAUGCCAGCAGAUCCCAGCCCCCUCGAUGGAAACGACUUUCUGCACUAUGGGGACUUGAUGGAGGACGCCAUGGACCUGCCACUGCCAAGCGAGGUGCAGGCGCCCCAAAACCUGCUGCCGGACGUGGACCAUGACUACAACACGAGCCACACCUCCGCGCUCGCCACCGCACCGGGGCUGGACCUGCUGCCUCUGGCGGCCGACCGCCCCGGCAGCUCCCACAACUCCACGUCCGGGUCCUCCCCUCAGUCCCAAUACUCACACCAUACCAGCAGCAGCGGUACCGACACCACCACCGCUGCCGACGUGCACCACGGGCAGCACCACACUGACAGCGCUGUCCUCCCCACCCCCACAUUGCCCCACCAACAACAGCAUCAACAACAACAACAACAACAACAGCAGCAGCAGCAGCAAUUUCAACGACCACAUCAGCAGCAGCAGCCUUCGAAUGGCAACAUGUUGGACGUGUCCACCAACGGUUCUUCGCAGCAACAGCACCAGCAUGAAACCAACGUGUCACCUACAAGCCACCUGCCAAGCAGCCACUUUGACUUUCUCUCCAUGCCACUGGCAGCAAACACGCACCAGCCACCCCAGCAGCAGCAACAACGUCACAGCCCGACAUCGGUCACGUCUUCUUCCACCCCGCCCUUGCAGCAGCAGCAGCAGCAGCAGUUCGCCGCCGCCACCACCACCACCACCAACAGCAGUGCCAGCCCCAAUGGCGGCGGCGGUGAUGUGCAGGGCAUGAGUCGUGCAAACGCGUUGCCGUUUGCCUCAUCAGAUGAUAUCAGCGGCCACAACAUGCUGCCAAACUUCCGCCUCGUCGCACUCCAGGCCGCCGCAUACACGGUGCCGCCCACCCAGCAGCAGCAACAGCAAAGCCAGCAGCAACAACAGAGCCAAGGGCAGGUCGGCCGCAAGAGCGGGCAGCGGCGGCGGGGAGCAGCAAAGCGUAAGGCUUCCCAGGCCUCAAGCGCAGCAUCCACAGCCGUGUCCACACCAACAACAACAGCUGCUGCCACUGGUGGCCCGCUCAGCACGUCGUUCUUCCCAGAGUUCCAUCUUCCACAGCAGCAGCAAGCACCAGCGCGCCAUCAGCAGCAGCAGUACUCGCAGCAGUACACGGCAGUGGGGCCGGUGAAGCGGGAACAGGCUGUGUUGACGGAGGAGAACCCCACGAAGAAGAAGCAAGUGGCGCGGCGGAAGGCGCACAACGUUGUGGAGAAGCGAUACCGCAACAGCAUCAAUGACCGCAUUGCUGAUCUCAAGACCCUUCUUCCCCUCACAUGGAUGUCCGGCCCAACAGCAAAGACGAACAAGGCGGCCGUGUUGCAGAAGUCAAUUGACUACAUCCGCCACCUGCGCAGCGAGAACGAGCACCUUGCUGCCCUUGCUCACGCCCUCGCCGACCGCAUCGCCGCCACGGGCCAGCCGCGUCCCGUUCUCCUGGACAUGCACAAGCGCCCGCUGCAGCAGCCGCGCACCGCUGCAGCAACCGCUGCCACGCCCGCUGCUCAGCAGGCAAACGCCCACCACCAUCACCACCAUCAAACACAACAACAACAGCACCAGCCAAGCCAACAGCAACAGCAGCAGCAGGGCCGCCCUGCGCACUGCCACCACUCGCGCAGUUCGUCAUCCGGCAGCAACGGCAACCCCGAGCUGUCCGACACAGCGACGUCCCCAGACACGCGGCCACCGAGCCCAGCAGCCGCUGCCACCGCCAUGGACACCACCAAUGCCGCCACCGCAGGUGUCGAAUGCCAGAGGGCGAGCCCCGGCACCACGAGCGACGCAACGCGCCUGCUCAUGUGCGCACUCCUCGUUGUCCUCUUUGUUGUUGCACCAAGCGGUCUCAUCCCCAGAGCAUCAUCAGCAGCAGCAGCAUCGGCUUCAUCAUCUUCAUCGUCAUCAUCAGCUGUGCACGGCCACGGCCGCGUGCUUGCUGGUGCCGACGAUGUAGCCAUGGCCUCCUGCGCCAUCACCGACCAGAUUCUGUGGUGGGCGCUGCGCAUCGGCACCGUCGCCAUCAGCCUCUUUGCCAUAUUCGCAAAGGAACCAACAAGCGAAGACAAGGCGCUUGAGGUGAUGGGCGAGCGGCCUGCGGAGACGGCGACGGAGCGGAUGGUUGGUCUCGCCUGGCAGUCCCUUCGCCAGGGGCUGCAUGUCCUGCGCAUCGGGCGCUGGCUCGACCGCUACUUCACCUGCGGCCGCCCCGAGGCCGAGGCACACGCCGUCACCGCCGCACUCGCAAACUUCCACCUCCACCAGUUGUCGGCGCAGUACUCUUAUGACUCGAGCAGCGCGACAAGCAACAGCAGCCGCACCCGUACCAUCACCGCCCCCAGCGGCGGCAUGUCGGUUGCGUCUCAGAAGCAGCUGCUGUAUGCCCUCACUGCGGUCAACAGCGCAGACUCGACCUUUGACCGCAUGGACCGCCCCACCCUGGCCCGCAUCUACCUCGCCGCCGCCGUGCAGCUGCGCAUCGCCACAACCUCGGCCGUCCCUGCGCGUGUGCUCUUCAGCCGCGCCCGCGCUGUGCUGGCGGAGCUGCCAGACGCGAAGAAGGCGUCGCUGCUGUGGAUCAUGCGCACAUCGGCCCGCACGUUCUUUGAGGAGGGCGUUUGGUGCACGCAGGAGGUGCGGCAGUCGCACCGCGUGUACCGGCCGGGCAGCCUGCGCCAUCUCACCAUCCUCUACUGCAACAGCAGCCUGUACACGGCGCUGCAGAGCAUGCUGGUUGGCCAGGACAUGGAGGUGGUGCAGCAGCGCGCACAGGACGUCUACGACUGCGCCGUUCACAACGACCUCGUCCCCCAAAUGUGGUGGUCCCUCAUGCUCAAGGUGAUGCUUGCGUGGCGCACGGGCGACUAUACCGCUGCCCGCGACGCCAUUCUCGAGGCCGACGACCUCGUCCUCAAACGCGAUGUGCACCAGAACAUGAUGUAUGCUGUCAUCCGGGCUCGCCAGGCGCUUGUUGACGGCAACCACGCCCUCUGCCUGCGCGCUCUUGGUUUCGCGUCGUCGCUCCUCGCCGCCAUCAUCGACCAGCAGACCCCAAACACAUACACCCCACAGCAGCAGGCGUUGGUGGUUGUGGUUGCGUACCGCCACGUCCUCUCCACGCGCGUCGCCCUCUACCGCGUCUGCGCAUACACAGCGGCGACUGCAAGCGGCGCCUCAGUUGCGCGGGAGUUGCGCGACUUUGCGGGAAUGCAGCGGGAUUUGGUAGAGGACGUGCGUCGGCUGCAGGCCAUUGCGCAGCAUGCGGGCUCCCUCGCCGUCCCCACCGCCCUCCUCUACCGCGCACUCAUCCGCAACCUUGCCGGUGCACGCGUUGCACCGACGCACCGGCUGUUCACGCAGAGCAUCCGCGCCGCCCGCCGCCUGGGCCUCACCUUUGACGAAGGCCUCGCUCUCUUGCACAUGUGUUCUGCUCUCCGUGACUCCCUCUCCACCGCAGACAUGAAGUCAAAGCUUGAAUGCUGCGUGCACAUCUUUGAGCGCUUGGAUGCGCGUGACGAGCUCAUGUGCACACGAAAGCUGCUCAGUGGGCUGAGUGCACAGUCGACAGCGCCCCACACUGCCGCAGCCAUGGCCACAGCUGCUUGCGCAGCAUUCUGAGACGUCGUCGCUCUGUUGGCGUUUGCGUUGUUUCUCAUGUCGUUCGCGUGUUUGUUGGCUUCCGUUCCUGAUGCCCACAUGUGCUGUGGUUUGCCUUCUUUGUUCCUAAAUCAAGUGUCACGCCAAAGUCACGUUUUCCUGCUUGGGUGUCACGUUCUUCCUCCCCUCUCUUCCUACAUUUUGAUUGCCGCCUUAAAGUGCCCCCCACAGAGUCAGCUGUGCUUGUUGUCAUCGCUGUGUUGUUGAAGGUGAGGUGAGGUUGUAGUUGUGGCCUCCUUCACACGUUGUGUGUGCGUGUGUGUGCGUGCGUCUAUGUGUUUAAUCAACCAGAGAACGAUCCAACAUCGCAA
Molecule: messenger RNA, 4460 nt
Organism: Salpingoeca rosetta
Lineage: Eukaryota; Choanoflagellata; Craspedida; Salpingoecidae
Exons: 11
Coding region: 340-4110 (1256 amino acids)
Biological process (GO): regulation of transcription by RNA polymerase II
Cellular component (GO): nucleus
Molecular function (GO): protein dimerization activity; DNA-binding transcription factor activity, RNA polymerase II-specific; RNA polymerase II cis-regulatory region sequence-specific DNA binding
Source: RefSeq, a predicted model, not a curated record